Messenger RNA from Trichosurus vulpecula (common brushtail), 5100 nucleotides. RefSeq names its product zinc finger protein 420-like. The coding region runs from base 1 to 3072 and encodes 1023 amino acids. The record is from RefSeq and is a predicted model, not a curated record. The transcript is spliced from 8 exons. NCBI's taxonomy places the organism in Eukaryota, Metazoa, Chordata, Mammalia, Diprotodontia, Phalangeridae.
AUGAAACUUACUGUUCAUCAGAGAAUUCAUACUGGAGAGAUUAUGUAUGAAUGUAAGGAAUUUGGGAAUGCCUUCCAUUGCAACUCAGAUCUUAUUCAGCCUCAGAAAAUUCAUACUGGAGAGAAACCUUAUGAAUGUAGUGAGUGUGGGAAGGAAUGUGGGAAGGCUUUCCUCUACAACUCCACACUUACUGUGCAUCAAAGAAUUCAUACUGGAGAAAAAGCUUAUGCAUGUAGUAUAUGUGCAGCAGUGUUCAAGAGUAAGAUACUACUUGCUGUGCAUCAGAGAAUUCAUACUGGGAAGAUUCUUUAUGAAUGUAAGGAGUGUGGGAAGGCUUUCCCCUAUAACUCAGAACUUGUUCGACAUCAAAGAACCCAUACUGGAGAAAAACCUUAUAAAUGUAGUUUAUGUGGAAAGGCUUUCAAGAGGAAGACACUACUUACUGUACAUGAGAAAAUUCAUACUGGAGAGAUUAUUUAUGAAUGUAAAGAGUGUGAAAAGGUUUUCCCCUACAACUCAGAACUUGUUCGACAUCAAAGAAUUCAUACUGGAGAGAAACCUUAUGAAUGUAGUAUAUGUGGGAAGACCUUCUGCCGGACUCCUAUGGGAUCCCUCCUGGGGCUGGUACACUCCUUGGCAAUAGAAUGGAGUUCUCCUUGCUGCCUUGAAACCAUAGGGCCUGAUCAAGCCACUCUCCUCAGGGGGUUUUCUUGGGCUAAUUUCGGCUUGCACCUUGAAAGGGAACAUAGAAACUGGGGAGCUGGUGGAGUCUUUCGGCAAAGGAAAAGGGAUCGGAGGGGCGGGGCAGGCAGGGAGGAGUGGGGCGGGGUAGGCUGCGAGGCUGACUCCAUUUCAGGACGUGGGCGGGGCCGAGUCCCAGGCAUGCGCAGAAGGCGCCUCAGCCUCCAGACUUCGAGUCCCAGAAGGCUGUGCAUGCCUCAGGGGUAUUUUCCCAGCCCAAGGGCGAGAGCAUGGGACUUCCGUGUUUGCGUAACUUCCGCCUCGCUUCCGCUUCGCCUCUUUUGUGCUGGUUGUGGCUUCCCCUGCUCAUUUCUGACAAGGAGAGGAGGAGAGCUUGGCCCGGCCCAGGGGGAGACCGGCUGCGUGGGUGCGGGGCCCGGGGGCUGUUUGGGUGUGAAGGCCGGUACUCCCCGUGUGUAUCCGGCUACUCUUCUGUCCGGUCUUCCCUGUGAUCUCAUCUCCUCUUCCCGGCAUCUUCCGGGGCAACCCCUCCUCCGGGAAGCCUUCCCUGAUGCUGCCGGUGGAUUUACAGUUUCCAAACCAGAUGUGAUCUACCAGUUGGAAAGAAAGGAAGCAUCUUGGAUGCAAGAGGCAAAUAUUCCAAGAAGUAGCUGUCCAGAGAGCAGAGAAUUUACUGGAGAUAAACCUCUUCAAUGUAGUGAAUGUGGGAAGGACUUCAGGAGCAAGGAGCUUCUUGCCAUGCAUCAGAGAGUUCAUACUGGAGAGUUUGUUUAUGAAUGUAAGGAAUGUGGGAAGGCUUUUCUCUACAAUUCAGAACUUCUUCAACAUAAAAAAAUUCAUACUGGAGAGAAACCUUAUGAAUGUAGUGAAUGUGGGAAGGCCUUCAGGAGUAACUCACAACUUGCAGUGCAUCAGAGAAUUCAUACUGGAGAUAUUUUUUAUGAAUGUAAAGAAUGUGGGAAGGCUUUUCUCUACAACUCAGAAUUUGUUCAGCAUCAAAGAAUUCAUACAGGAGAGAAACCUUAUGAAUGUAGUGAAUGUGGAAAGGCCUUCAGGAGGAAGGAACAUCACACUGUACAUCAGAGAAUUCAUACUGGAGAGAAACCUUACGAAUGUAGUGAAUGUGGAAAGGCCUUCAGAAGUAAGGGACAUCAGACUGAGCAUCAGAAAAUUCAUACUAGAGACAUUCUUUAUGAAUGUAAGGAGUGCGGGAAGGGUUUCCUUUACAACUCAGGUCUUAUUCAACAUCAAAAAAUUCAUACUGGAGAGAAACCUUAUGAAUGUAAUGAAUGUAUGGAGGUCUUCAGGAGUAAGACCCUACUUUCUGUGCACCAGAGAAUUCAUACUGGAGAGAUGCUUUAUAAAUGUAAGGAGUGUGGGAAAGCUUUUCUCUACAACUCAGAACUUCUUCAACAUCAAAGAAUUCAUACUGGAGAGAAACCCUAUGAAUGUAGUGAAUGUGUGAAGGCCUUCAGGAGUAAGUCCCAACUUAAAUUGCAUCAGAGAAUUCAUACUGGAGAGAAACCUUAUGAAUGUAGUGAGUGUGGAAGGGCCUUCAGGAGUAAAGGACAUCAUACUGUGCAUCAGAGAAUUCAUACUGGAGAGAAACCUUACAAAUGUAGUGAAUGUGGGAAGGCCUUCAGGAGUAACUCACAACUUACAGUGCAUCAGAGAAUUCAUACUGGAGACAUUUUUUAUGAAUGUAAGGAGUGUGGGAAGGCCUUCAGGAGUAAGGGACAUCAUACUGUGCAUCAGAGAAUUCAUACUGGAGAAAAACCUUAUGAAUGUAGUGAAUGUGGAAAGGCCUUCAGGAGUAAGGGACAUCAUACUGAGCAUCAGAGAAUUCAUACUGGAGAGAUGCUUUAUGAAUGUAAGGAGUGUGGGAAGGGUUUUCUCUACAACUCAGGUCUUACUCAACAUCAAAAAAUUCAUACUGAAGAGAAACCUUAUGAAUGUAGUGAAUGUAUGGAGGCCUUCAGGAGUAAGACCCUACUUUCUGUGCACCAGAGAAUUCAUACUGGAGAGAUGCUUUAUAAAUGUAAGGAGUGUGGGAAAGCUUUUCUCUACAACUCAGAACUUAUUCGACAUCAAAGAGUUCAUACUGGAGAGAAACCUUAUGAAUGUAGUGAAUGUGGUAAAGCCUUCAGGAUUAAGACACAACUUACUGUGCAUCAGAAAAUUCAUUUUGGAGACAUGCUUUUUGAAUGUAAGGAGUGUGGGAAGGCUUUCCCAUAUAACUCAGGACUUACUCGACAUCAAAGAAUUCAUACAGGUGAGAAACCUUAUCAAUGUACUGUAUGUGGGAAGAACUUUAUGACUAAGUCACAGCUUACUGUGCAUCAGAGAGUUCAUAGCGGAGAGAAACCUUAGGAAUGUAGCGAAUUUCAGAAAGCCUUCAAAAGAAAGGAACAUCUUACUGUAUGUCAGAAAAUUCAUAUUGGAGACAUUCUUGAUAUAUGUAAGGAGUGCGGGAAGGCUGUCCUGUACAACUCAGAUCUUACUCGACAUCGAAGACUUCAUACUGGAGAGAAAGCUAAUGAAUGUAAUGAAUAUGGGAAGACCUUUAGAGUGAAGCUACAACUUACCACCAAAGAAUUCAUUCAGGAAAGAAACUUCUUAAGAGUGUAGUGCUUGUAGGAAAGCUUUUAGCUGAAUAGCAUUACUUUAUGCCCAUCAGAGAAUUCAUCUUGGUGAGAUUCCUCAUGAAUAUGAGGAGUGUGGGAAGGCCUUCCAUUGCACUUAGAUCUUAUUAAAUACCAAAAUUCAUGCUGGAAAAAAAAUUUAUGUGCAAUAAAUGUUGGAAGGACUUCAGGAAGAAGCCACAUCUUACUGUGCAUGAGAGGAUUCUUACUGGGGAAAUUCUUUAUGAAUGUGAGUAGUAUGGGAAGUUAUUCCAUCACACGUCAUAUUUUUCUCAACUUCAAAUAAUUCAUACCUUAUCAAUGUAAUGUAAGAAGGAAGGCCUUCUAUCUGGAUGUAGAUUUUAUUCAACAUCAGAGCAUCCAUAUUGGAGAUAGACCUUAUGAGUGCAAUGAAUGUGGGAAAACUUUCAGCCCGAAGACACAACUUGCUCAACAACAAAGAAUUAAUUCUCUAGAGAAACCUUUUGAAUUUGAGAAGCCUUUAGAGUAAGGACACUACUUUAUGUCUAUCAGAGAAUUCAUACUAAAGUGAUUCUUCACAAACGUAAGAAGUGUAGGAAGAUCCCUCAGAUGACUGGACUGUGAUUCUGAGUCCCUAGGUGCAAUUCAGAGAGUCCUUAUUUAGGCUUCUUGGAGGAGAUAUCCCUUCCCUCUGCCGAGGCUUCUUAAUGGGCAAAGAUUUAGUGUUAUCCUCUCAUGGACUUUCAGGGAGGCAGAAAUUAUGCUCCCUGAGCCAGAAGUUUCUGAGGGGAUGGUGGUAUUGGGAGAGCCUUUGUAUUAACUUUUAUCCCUGGGCUUAUGGCAUACAAGAUACUUGGGGAUGACCUCUUGGCCAUGAGAUGAGCCUGAGCCUGAUGAGUGAUAAAUAAUUGUUGAUAGUACUUGAGGACUAUAUCAAUCUGAGCUGUGUCCGUGAUGUUGUUGGUGCUGCUUCUGCUCAUAUUCAUUUGUGUAGCUGCUGUGGGCUAUAAAGAUUUGGAAUCACCUUAAAGCAUCACAAGGGCAUGUGGCAGAUGUUGGUGCAAUGUGAUUUCUGCCCAGUGCUCUGAAAUGCCAAAGGGAAAUUCAAUGAAAUGCAGGUAAAUAGGAGGAUUAACUUUGACCUUCUUAUAGUAGCCACAUGCCUUGUCAUGUAGUGACAAACAUGAAAAGAUAAAUCAAGAUUCCCAUUAUAGUUAAGGAAUAUAAACAGAGAGUUUUCAAUGAAGAAUUCGAGGCUUAUUAAUAAUAAUGAAAAAGUGCUCUAAAUCACUAUUGAUGAGAAAUGCAAAUAAAAACAACUUUGAGGUAACACCUCACAGUACUUCAAAUUGGCCAACAUGACAAAGGAGGAAAAUGAGAAAUUCUGGAGAUGUGGAAAAAUAGGUACACUAUGCAGAAUUCAGAACUGGUCCAACCAUUCUGGUGAACAAUUUGGAACUGUGCCCAAGGGUUAUAAAACUGUUCCUCCCCUUUGACCCAGGAACAUCACCACUUAUGUCUGUAUUUCGAACAGAUGGAAGAAAAAGGAAAAGAAUCUGUGUGAGCAAACAUUUAUAGCAGGUUUUUUUUGUGGUUGCAAAGAAUUGGAAAUUGGGAUGACCAUCAAUAACUGAAUGGCCGAAGAAGUAGUUUUCUAUGAUUGUGAUGGAAUAUUAUUGUGCUCUCAGAAAUGACGGGGUUGGUUUUGGCAAAACCUGGAAAGACCUAUAUGAAUAGAUGCAAAGUUAAGUAAGCAGAAUUAGGUGGUCCUUGUACACAGUAACAGCAGUAUGUU